This is a messenger RNA of Aureobasidium pullulans EXF-150, 1130 nucleotides long. RefSeq names its product acyl-CoA N-acyltransferase. The record is from RefSeq and is a predicted model, not a curated record. Bases 308 to 985 code for a protein of 225 amino acids. Gene Ontology annotation, molecular function: acyltransferase activity, transferring groups other than amino-acyl groups. NCBI's taxonomy places the organism in Eukaryota, Fungi, Ascomycota, Dothideomycetes, Dothideales, Saccotheciaceae. The transcript has a single exon.
AUGAGGCCGAUGUAGGAGUGUCUGCCAAGUGACUCCAACACAGACUCUUAGCCAUAUCAGUCGGGCUGUGCAUACCGCUGCAAUGUAACAUCUACUCCACCAUGUCGAUCCAAUGUACAGGAAUCACCAACGGGACUGGUGAGUUCUGCCGGCGUGUCGGACAUGGCAGAGAUGGGAAUCCAAUACCAGCCAAGACAGUGCCAGUGAGAAGGACAGAUGGCAGGUAUAAAGGUAUGCCUUGGGGACACGAUGUCAAUGACCGUCAAUAGCGUCUUCAACUCUGCCUCGUAUUCUUCGCUCUGCAAUCAUGAACCAGAUAACUCUGCACACCCAGCGUCUCGUCCUGCGCCCUCUUGCGGCAGAGGACAAGGACUUUCUCUUUCAACUCGACUCCGACCCAGAUGUCAUGAAGCACGUCGGAUAUGGCAAGCCACUCAAUGCCGAAGACUCUGCGAUAGUCCACAAACUCCUGCUUGAGACAGCUUCUCAUGGUAAUGGCUCCGGAUGCUGGGUCGGCUUCUCAGACAACGACUUCGUUGGCUGGUGGGUUCUGUGCCCCCAUCAGACCGAAGACACUCCACCAAGGAUCAACCUCGACAGAGCAGAAUUCGGACUGCGCGUGUUGCCCAAGUUUUGGGGGAAGGGUUUCGCAAAGGAGGGAUCGCGCGAGCUCGUCCGCCACGCCUUCCAAGACCUGGGCAUCAAGGAGAUUUUUGGCGACACCAUGACGGUCAAUGCAGGGUCAAGGGCCACCAUGUCUGCUUGUGGGAUGAGAUUGGUUCGCACGUUUUUCAACCACUACGAAACCCCACCUGCCGGAAUUGAGGAGGGCGAGGUCGAAUAUCGAAUCACUUUGGAUGAAUGGACAAUGCUGCAGAGAGCGACAAUGCUGCAGCCUUGGCGACAGGAUGCAUUGUCGGUUGACGAUGCCCAACGGACUGGAAAGCGAGCUGGGCUGGCGAUGCCGCUCGGCGUUGCUGUUUAGAGAAUUUUGAUAUUGUUCGUGGGCCAUAUAUCGGAGACCAAAGACCUUGUUGUUGUCGCGAAUGUACGUCCGUAAAACGAAAUGUAGUUAGGGUUGAAGGAUCGAGGUUAAGAAAGUCGUUAUUGGUAGAAGGAUUUGCCAAGUU